This is a messenger RNA of Cyprinodon tularosa, 3205 nucleotides long. RefSeq names its product phosphatidylinositol 3-kinase, catalytic subunit type 3 (gene pik3c3). Bases 309 to 2972 code for a protein of 887 amino acids. The record is from RefSeq and is a predicted model, not a curated record. Gene Ontology annotation, molecular function: 1-phosphatidylinositol-3-kinase activity. The transcript has 26 exons. NCBI's taxonomy places the organism in Eukaryota, Metazoa, Chordata, Actinopteri, Cyprinodontiformes, Cyprinodontidae. Gene Ontology annotation, biological process: endocytosis; autophagosome assembly; phosphatidylinositol-3-phosphate biosynthetic process. Gene Ontology annotation, cellular component: phosphatidylinositol 3-kinase complex, class III, type I; endosome; peroxisome.
UUUGGCCUAGCUAUAAAUACGGGUUACUGCUGUAUACCAACGGAAAACCUAAAAUCAUGACAGAGCCAGACAGUUGCUAACUAGCAUCUUAGCCACGAUUAAAGGCGCUAAUUUAUUAUUUUUCUAUAAGGUUGGCAGGUUGAUAAAGCCUUCAACAGCGCUAGCCGGCUAAUAUCUGCUAUCCGUGGGGUGUUUCUGUGUCGAGCCAAGGGCCUUGUUGUCUUCCACACACAAAAAAACCUGUCCGGGGAUUUUCAUGUUGAAGUCGUCCGGGUUAGCGGUAGAAUUGAGUGUUUUCUUGUCGGAAGAUGGACACUGACAAGUUUAACUAUGUCUACAGCUGUGACCUGGACAUUAACGUUCAACUGAAGAUAGGUAGUUUGGAAGGAAAACGAGAGCAGAAGAGCUAUAAAGCGCUGCUGGAUGACCCCAUGCUGCGCUUUUCAGGUCUGUACCAGGAGAACUGCUCUGACCUCUAUGUCACCUGCCAGGUGUUUGCAGAGGGAAAACCUCUUGCUCUGCCCGUCCGCACCUCAUACAAAGCCUUCAGCACACGGUGGAACUGGAAUGAGUGGCUGCGGCUGCCGGUGAAGUACCCCGACCUUCCGCAGAGCGCCCAGGUCGCUCUCACUGUGUGGGACAUCUAUGGGCCUGGCAGAGCCGUUCCUGUCGGAGGGACAACAGUCACCCUGUUUGGAAAAUAUGGCAUGUUCCGGCAGGGGAUGCACGACCUGAAAGUUUGGCCAGGUGUGGAGGGGGAUGGAGGGGAGCCCACCACCACGCCGGGACGCACCAGCAGUAGUCUCUCUGAGGACCAGAUGGGCAGACUUGCAAAGGCCCCUGAUCUGGAGGUGCUCAGUGAUCUGACCAAGGCUCAUCGGCAAGGACACAUGGUGAAGGUGGACUGGCUGGACCGGCUGACCUUCAGAGAGAUUGAGAUGAUUAAUGAGAGUGAGAAGCGCAGCUCCAACUUCAUGUACCUGAUGGUGGAGUUCCCUCGCGUGAAAACGAACGACAAAGAGUACAGCAUUGUGUACUAUGAGAAGGUACAGGAUGGAGACGAAGCAUCACCUGCUCUGACCAGCAGCGACAUCGUCAAAGUCCCUGACCCACAGAUGGGGAUGGAGAACCUGGUGGAGAGCAAACACCAUAAACUGGCUCGCAGCCUUCGCAGUGGACCUUCUGACCAUGACCUGAAGCCCAACGCCGCCACGCGGGAUCAGCUGAAUAUCAUCGUGAGCUACCCUCCAACUAAGCAGCUGAGCUCAGAAGAACAGGACCUGGUGUGGAAGUUCAGAUACUACCUCACCACACAGGAGAAGGCUCUGACAAAGUUCCUCAAGUGUGUGAACUGGGAUCUGCCCCAGGAGGCUAAGCAAGCUCUGGAGCUGCUGGGGAAGUGGAGGCCCAUGGAUGUGGAGGACUCCCUGGAGCUGCUGUCUUCUCAUUUCACAAACCCCACAGUGAGGCGCUACGCCGUGGAACGUCUUCAGCAGGCUGAUGACGAGGACCUGCUGAUGUAUCUCCUCCAGCUGGUGCAAGCACUCAAAUAUGAGAGCUUCAGCGAUAUCCAGGGAGGGCUGGAGCCGGGCAGCAAGAGAGACGGCCAGGGACUUUCAGAUGACUCCACGCUGGACAGUUCUCAGAUCCUGUCUGUCACAUCCGGAUCAUCCACCACCCCUCAGCAGAAAGGCAAGGAAGCAGCAGACAGUGAGACUCUAGAGCAAGACCUGUGCACCUUUCUCAUAUCUCGCGCCUGUAAGAACUCCACACUUGCUAACUACUUGUACUGGUAUGUGAUUGUGGAGUGCGAGGAUCAGGACACGAAGCAGAGGGAUCCCAAGACACAUGAGAUGUACCUGAACGUCAUGAGGAGGUUCAGUCAAGCGUUGUUAAAGGGAGAUAAGAGUGUGAGGGUGAUGCGUUCACUGUUGGCCGCCCAGCAGACCUUCGUAGACAGACUGGUGCAGCUAAUGAAAGCCGUCCAAAGGGAGAGCGGUAACCGCAAAAAGAAGACGGAGCGGCUGCAGGCUCUGCUGGCCGACAACGAGAAGGUCAACCUCUCGGACAUCGAGCCGAUUCCUCUUCCUUUGGAGCCUCAGAUCAGGAUCAGAGGGAUCGUCCCAGAAACGGCAACGCUCUUUAAGAGUGCCCUGAUGCCAGCUAAGCUGAUCUUCAAAACAGAGGACGGAGCCAUGUACCCCGUCAUCUUCAAACACGGAGACGACCUGAGGCAGGACCAGCUCAUCCUGCAGAUCAUCUCCCUCAUGGACAAACUCUUAAGGAAAGAGAACCUGGAUCUGAAAUUGACUCCAUAUAAAGUUCUGGCCACUAGCACCAAACACGGUUUUAUGCAGUUUGUCCAGUCUGUUCCAGUUGCAGAGGUUUUGGCUACAGAGGGUAACAUCCAGAGUUUCUUCAGGAAGCACGCGCCGAGCGAAAAGGGCCCCUACGGCAUAAGUUCGGAGGUGAUGGACACUUACGUCAAAAGCUGCGCUGGUUACUGUGUCAUCACAUAUAUCCUCGGAGUGGGAGAUAGACAUCUGGACAACCUGCUGCUAACAAAGACCGGAAAGCUCUUCCACAUAGACUUUGGCUACAUCCUCGGUAGAGACCCCAAACCUCUGCCGCCGCCCAUGAAACUGAGCAAAGAGAUGGUGGAGGGGAUGGGAGGCACACAGAGCGAGCAGUACCAGCAGUUCAGGAAGCAGUGCUACACCGCCUUCCUCCACCUAAGGAGGUACUCCAACCUGAUCCUGAAUCUUUUCUCUCUAAUGGUGGAUGCCAAUAUUCCUGACAUUGCUCUGGAGCCUGACAAGACCGUUAAAAAGGUGCAGGAUAAGUUCAGACUGGACCUGUCGGAUGAGGAGGCAGUUCAUUACAUGCAGAGCCUUAUUGAUGAGAGCGUUGGCGCCUUGUUUGCUGCUGUGGUUGAGCAGAUACACAAAUUUGCACAGUAUUGGCGCAGAUGAGCAAUCCAGACGAGCAAAACCGGGUCAAAGCUUCGCACCACAAAUACACAAUAGUGAAGUCUUGGCUUGUCUGCGUGUUCAUGAAAAAGGCAAAAGAAAACUUAGAGGCACUGCUGGGGAAAAAAAGGCCAAGAAUGCACUGCCAACCUUUGUUUUCCCCUGUAUAUAUCUUGUACAUUAAUUAUUGAAUGAAUGAAAAGUGCGGCCAAAUAAAAGACUGUUGCUACGACUGA